Molecule: messenger RNA, 1972 nt
Organism: Colletotrichum acutatum
Lineage: Eukaryota; Fungi; Ascomycota; Sordariomycetes; Glomerellales; Glomerellaceae
Exons: 3
Coding region: 113-1513 (466 amino acids)
Source: RefSeq, a predicted model, not a curated record
UGGAAGACGCUUAUUUCAUAUUUGAUCUUUACAUGCCCACUCCACACAAAACUCCAAGUGCGCAGUUUCUCUCAUCCUAGAAUCCGCUCUACCUUAAGCAAUCGAUGAUAAUAUGUCUGCGUCUUGGAAACCUCAGUACCGCCAUACCCCUCCUUGUCAACAGCAGCGUAAAGAUGAGUAUCUCGGCAUGUCCCCCGACAUCUUUGGCCUCGUGGCUGGGAUAUCUGUUGCGUUACUCCUAGCAGCCACGUUUCUUUUUCCGAUGUAUUACAUGGAGAGGCAUGAGCAGCGCGGCCGCGAGAAAACGAAUCACAAAAUACAGCCGCGUUCUAGCGGGAAUGGCAGUCAUGAAGAGACAUGCCGAUGUUGCCCGGAACCCCAUGGAGUGAUCGGCCAUGCCUGCUUAGCAGAAUUACCUCGACCAUGUCACACCCAGUCAACGAGUUUUUGUGGAAGUGAACGAGGACCACGGGGUGGAUGCAACAUAACGAGGAGAGAUUAUCCUAGACUACAAGGCACAGCAUGCUCUUUUCAUUUGGAAGAACCAAGCGGGAAAGGGGCCCGUUGCUCUUCGGAUGCCAUGUCCUUUGACAUCACAAUUGGUGCCACGAGAAUCACCCACUCUCAAGGUUAUCCAAGCACCAAAACAGAGUUGAAAGCAGCCGAAACCCUAAUCAACGGGCUCGCCACCUUGCUGAACCAGAGUCUCAAAUCUGGUACACCUGAGAUGGACGAGCCGUCUGCACCUACGGCCUUGAUUCCAUCUCUGCCGCGGGAGCAGGGACGUGCGACCCCUCUUUCACCACCUUGUGUGUGCAGCUCUUCGAGAUCCCCCAAGGGCGAGGAAUCGACAUCCAAACACUACAAGGUUGACCAAGACGUAGAUGAGCCGUCUCGGAAGCCAGACUCUGAUGAUGGUCUCUCAAAUGUGCCGGCUAGGAAGCUUGCUUGCCCGUUCUAUCAACACGAUCCCGACGGGCAAUUCCGAAAGACCUACUGUACAGGACCUGGAUUUUCCAAUGUGGAUGAAGUCAGACAGCAUAUUUACGACCACCACAUAAUACCCUUCUACUGCUCCCGAUGCGCCGCAGUAUUCUUUUCCGAGAAUAGCCUUCAUAAUCACUUACUGGAACCGACAAGAUGUGAGCUAGUCUCAUCCGUGUUGCCUAUGGGAUGCACCAGGCAGCAGAGAAAGUUUCUGCGAAGACGAAUCCAUGGAACCGAAGAACAGCAGUGGCGUGCGAUCUACGGUAUCCUAUUUCCCGAUGAGCCGAGCGAAGAUAUGCCGUCUCCGUGUAAGUGCUUUUCCAGACUGAACACCCUACCUAACCACGUCAAAGACUUAUCACUUUUUCAGACUUUGAGGCUGUUCUAUCGAAUACCGAUAUCAGUGACAAGAAAGAAGAGAGUGUCAACAAUGCGCAGCAGCAGCACUUCCGCCUCCAGCUUCCGCACAUCCUGGACCGACGCUUCGUGGAGAACCCCACCAGUUCGGAAUCGGAAACUCCGAUAGCGGAUCCGACGACACGGAACCGACGCGGGGAGGCCGGGGACGGGACCACCAUCGACGUCGUACGGGGCGCCCAAAAGGAGCUGUACCGGAACUUCCGUCCCAUCCGACAACUAACCAUUGAAGACUUUUACGACUCUACGCCGCUGUCACCUGGUGCCCCGGCCGACGAGACUGCAAGCCCGGCCCAGCCAGACGAGUCGAGAGCGCGGCAUCAUUCUCAUGAUAGUUCUGACUUUGGGGUGCUGACCGAGUCUUCCAGGUCUGGGUCUAUUCAGUCAAGCGGGUUUGUGUAUGCGUCUGAUGAGUUUUCUGUCAGUGAGGCAGAGGAUAGGGGGACAUUUUUUCAAAUAUCUGGAGCGGAUCGGUGUUGAUUUGGAUGAAUUUUUUGAUAAACGCGUACCGGGGCUAUCAGGUUGUAUUCAAUUGACUAGAAAUAAUGUGACUCCUAUGUACCAUUUA